UGAAGAAAAUUUUACACUAGCAGCUGCGAACCUUGAAUUAUCAAAUGGGGUACUUUAUCAGAAAAUAGGUGAUUUGAAACCACGGCUUUUCAUACCAGCCUCACUUAGGGCACUAAUUUUUGACUCAUUCCACUCAUCACAAUUAGGCGGGGGACACAUGGACUUAAAGAAAACUCUCAAAAAAUGUAGAAAAUAUUACUGGCCUAGAAUGCACUCCGACAUUUUAAGAUGGACGCGCAACUGCAUAACUUGCCAAUUAAGACAUUCACCCAAUCCUCCAUACAGAGCUGAAAUGUAUAUGGUCCCAUCCAACACACUUUUCGCAAAAGUAGGGCUUGAUUUAGCAGGGCCAUUCCCAGUAACCCAAAAAGGAAACAAACAUUUAAUGAAUAUAAUCUGCUGGUUCACGAAAUAUGUAAUUGCGGUACCAGUCCCAGACACAAAAGCAAUAACACUAGCACGCGCAUUUUUAACUAACUGCUACCUCAAAUUUGGAGGCUGCACUGAACUAAUCACAGACAAUGCUACUGCAUUUACCAGCGAAUUUUUCCGAGAUUUUUGCUCCAUGCUCUAUAUAAACAAAAGUUAUGCCACCCCUCACUGGUCGCAAGGCAACGCUGUUACGGAAAGAUCCUUCAGAACUUUCCACAAUAUAAUUUCGAAAUAUAUUAGUAAAGACCAGCCAGACUUUGACGAACUCAUAGACGCCGCGAGCUUUUGCUAUAACACAUCAAUUCACACUUCUACAGGGGAAACACCCUUUUUCCUGAUGUUUGGAAGGGAUCCCAUAUUUUGUAUAGAUCAAAUAAUAGACCCUUCGAUAAGCAACUCUAUGAUUAGCAAUGACAUUUCCGAAUUUAAACAAAAAUUAGUCACAUCAAUAAGGACUGCAUGGGAAGCUGCCGCGGAAGCGAACAAGCACGCGCAACUAAAAGCUAAAGAACAAUAUGAUAAAUUAUUAAGAAACCCCACAAUAACGGUAGGAGACAGAGUUCUCUUGAGAAAUUAUGCAGGCAAAGUAGGAACUUCGAAAAAAUUUCAUAUGCCUUGGAAAGUUGCAAUUCACCUGGCGCAGCUCCAAGGGUAG
Messenger RNA from Meloidogyne enterolobii, 1087 nucleotides. The record is from the annotation of a GenBank genome assembly. Lineage: Eukaryota; Metazoa; Nematoda; Chromadorea; Rhabditida; Meloidogynidae.